GGUGAGUCCAACAAACAGCUCAUGGGACCCAGAAGAAAUUAGACAUCAGGCAAAUACAAGACCUUCUUCAGAAUAAAACACACAACAGAAAUACAACAUGAAAGGAUUCCACUUUCUGGCUGGAUUAAUUCUGCUGGCUGUUGUUCAGUGCAGCAUUCAGAUUCCUCUUGGAGACACAGAGGAUAAUCCAAGAUUACUCCAAACAUCAGAGGCUGAACCUGAAGAUGAAUCCAGAGAAAUAAGGAAUGUCAAACGUCACUCACAAGGCACAUUUACCAAUGAUUAUACCAAGUAUCAGGACUCGAGACGAGCUCAAGAUUUUGUUCAGUGGUUAAUGAGUAACAAAAGAAGUGGUGUCGAAUCAAAACGUGACGUCAUUGACACGUUGACAUACCCAGGUGACUUCAACUCUUACCUUCAAAAUGAGCUUGCCAGAAAGAUUUUGUCUCUGCUGAGGAAAACAAAGGGAAGAACAGACUUUGCACAAGAAAGUAUUGAAGAUGAAGAGAAGCGUAGAAGGCAUGCUGAUGGAAGUUUUACCAGUGAAAUCAACAAACUUCUGGACAGCAUUGCAACAAAGGAAUUUGUAAACUGGAUCAUGAAUUCAAAAUCUUCAGAAGCACACCCUUUCAUGGACAUCAGUGAAUGAAGAAUAUAACGAUUUGGGAAACUGAUUCCACAUGAAUUUGAUCUCUACUGAAAAUGUGUACAAAAAAUGUAUUUUAUAUAAAUGACUCCAAUAUAUAUUAAAGCCAUACUGCUUUGCAUGAAAUGAAAUUAAGACCAUGUGGUGUCAAGAAACUUAAAAUAAAAAAACUAUUAUGUUUGAAACAUGCACAAUGUACUGUAAACUAAGGAAAUAAGGAAAUAAAUCCAAUUAUGUCUUAUUUGGGUCUUUUGAGAAAGAAAAUUAACAUUUAUUACCACCUACUCUGUUAUUUUUUUAGCAAAGUCAUUUGUAUAUACGUGAAUUAACAGGUACACUUAAAAGUGCUAAAUGUGAAAUUCCCUUAUAACAUUGUUUCGGAAAGGAUAAUGCAAAGCUUUGAGAUUUGAAAA
This is a messenger RNA of Polypterus senegalus (gray bichir), 1059 nucleotides long. RefSeq names its product glucagon b (gene gcgb). NCBI's taxonomy places the organism in Eukaryota, Metazoa, Chordata, Cladistia, Polypteriformes, Polypteridae. Gene Ontology annotation, cellular component: extracellular region. The transcript has 6 exons. Gene Ontology annotation, molecular function: hormone activity. The coding region runs from base 98 to 649 and encodes 183 amino acids. The record is from RefSeq and is a predicted model, not a curated record.